Messenger RNA from Stylonychia lemnae, 2889 nucleotides. Lineage: Eukaryota; Ciliophora; Spirotrichea; Sporadotrichida; Oxytrichidae. The record is from the annotation of a GenBank genome assembly.
AUGAAAGAUUAAACCUGGAGAGAAAAAUUGAUCAGAGAAAAGAAUACCAGAAGGUCUUUUAUGAUAUUAGAUCAUCGUAAGUUUCGUUAAUAAAAUCAUUAUCACAGGGAAAUCAAAGAUGAACUAUUCAAAAUAGAGUAAUUAAGACAAAAAAAUGAAAUUAGAAAUGACUAAAUGCUGCAAAAAGUGUAGGAAACACUAAAUCAAACCUUUGAAAACUAGAACAUCUAAAAAUCUCGCUACUAAUUAGAGGAGGCUAAAAAAACUUUCUUAAGAGAAUUGAAUAAAAGAGAUCCAUCAUGGAGAGAAAAACUUAGAGCAAGAAAACUUGAGGAAAUCAAAAGAAUGGAAUUAGCUAAAGACAGAUUAGGUAGGGACUUAGCAGAGAGAUAGAGACAGUUAGAAGAAGAGACCUAUUUGAAUGACUAACUACGUCGAAUGAGAGACGAGUAUGAUGAGAAGUAAUAUGAGGUAGCUGAUAUUGAGAGAAAGCGCCGUGCCUUAGUAAUUUAAGAAGAAAUAGGCAAAAAGCAAAGAGAGUUAGAGCAAGUAGAGAGGUAGCUAGACGAAGAAAAACGAUAAGAGUAGUAAAUGAUUAAUAACGAGCAGAGAUAUAAAGAUGUAGAUAAAUAAGUGAUGUAGGAAAAUACCAAUCCUAAUAAAUAUGCUCCUGUUGCAAAGCCCCCAAUUGUCAAUUAGCAAUAAUUUGACAAUCAAAGAUAGAAGUAGGGAUCUUUUGGAGUUACCUAAACAUAAUAAUAAAUCCAUGAUCAAAAGAAGAACCAAUAAAAGCAUUAGUAAUCUUAAGAGGAGUUAAAGCAUAACUAAAACCAAAGAAGAGAGAAUGAUAACUCCAUAAGUCAGCAAUAAAACUAACAAAAAUUUGACUUUAACAUGGCUAAUGAAAAAGAUGAGUCUAAAGAAGAGGAUAGUCAUGAUCAAGAUAAAUCUUUCAAUAAGAUGGCAAGCAUGAGUUACAAUCAGAAAACUUAGGAUAACAGAUAAAACAGCAAUAAAAACAUACUUUCACCUUCAAAAUCUAUAUAAGAUGAAUAAGUUGAUGAAGAUUAUGAUGACUUUUUAAAUAGAAAAGCAAGUGAGGUAGACAAUAAUUCAUCAAAACAAUAAAAGCAUAGUCAAAACCCUGCAGGUUAAAGGAAUUCAACCCAGGGAUCUAAACAAUCAAAGAAAUAAAUAGACCCUUUUAUCAAGCCAACUGAGAUAAUCUAGCACUAGGAAGGAAGAUUAGACUUUGAAGAUGAAGAGGAAAUUGAUGAAGACGAGGAUUAAGAAUAUGAUGAAGAAGAUGAAUGGGAAAACCCUUAAUAACAAAAUAAUGAUACAAAGCAUUAAUAGAAUAAUCAAUAGCAGCAGCAAUAAAAUCAACAGAAACAGUAAGAUUUUAAGCAAAACUUAGAGCCUGAUGAGGAUGAAGAAGAAGAGUUUGAAGAGGAAUAGGAUAACGAAAAUAUAAAGGCUACUGAUUUGUAUAUAAAGAUUGUCAAUAAUAAGAUUGCUGAUUCCUUUUUUGCAUUAACAGAAUUACAAAGAUAGACUGCUCUUGACCUCAUACUUUAGCAUCUAUUGAACAAUGUAGAAAACGGUUCAUAGUUUUAGGCUUUUGAUAAUGAGUACUCCUCAAGAUAUGAUUCACAUAAAAUCAAGGUAGUGAAUCUGUAUAAUGAAGAAAUUGAAGAGUUUAGUGAAAGUGAAUAUGACAUUGAAAUGCCAAUAGUUUGCGAUUUAGUGCUUGAUCUAUUAAGAUACUAUCCCAAGGCCAUUAUUGACGCAGUCAAUGUAAUCUCUGAUUAUAAGAAAUCAAUAAAAUAAGGUUAGCUAUAUACUUUGCAAAAAUUCCAGGAAAAAGUCUAUCUCUCAGAGUACAAGGAUCUUUUCAAGCUUUUCUUUAAAGUUAUAGCACUAUUUAGAGAGAAGAAAAUCAUCAAAAGUACACUGAAUGCUUCUUAAUUGAUAGCUGAGAGUAUUUUAAGAAACGAUCAAGCAACUCUAUAGAGUGAAAUUGCAAAUAUUAUGAAGUAUCUAAUUGAUAACCAAGGCAAAAAAUAAGGAGCAAACGCUAUGCAAUCAGAAGUAGUGGCAGUAAAUUACGCUUAAGAUGACAGAAAAAAUAAGAAGGAUUAGGUAAUAAGUAUCUAAGAGUAGAAUGAUGAGAGAGAAAAUUACGUAAUAGAUAUUCAAGAUGAGCAAAGGAUUGAAUAUGCUUAGCGACUUAAAGAAAAAAUUGAAAAGAAGAUCUAAGCAGAUUCAUACUCUUAACCAAUUUACUCUGCUUUCACACUUUCAAAUCCUUAGAAUCUGAUGGACAUUGCUGAGCAAAUACAAUAAUAUAGAUCUAUCCCUAAUGAUAAAGAUGUUCAUGAACUAGGAGGAGUUUUGUUGUUCCUAAUGAUGUCUAGAUUACAAAGAAAUAUUCACGAAAAAGAUUUAGUAUUCUUGGAAGAUAGUGCAGAUUUAAAUGAUUUUAAGGGCCUCUUCAGAGAUCAAUUUGUGAAGAAACUUUUUGAUAUAAUGAUGAAACAUUUCAUAUUCUGCAUUAAGAAAAAGGUUGCUAAGUAAAAGGACAUAGAAAGCUUAUUUGUUCAAGCAGUGAUCAACUUUGAGUGCACAGAUGCCGACUAUAACAUUAUAAAGAAACAAAUUUCUGAUCAAAUAAGCAGAGCCCUUGGAUAUGAAAACUAUUCAGGCAACAAUAAUCAGAACUCUCUAAAUGCAGGAAACGAUUUCUUUUCUUAACAAUUCCUUAUGAAAAAGUCCAAAUAAGGAUCACUCUAGAAUAGUGAAAAGAUGGGAGGCUUUUAGACUUUUUCUCCUAACAGUAAUAUUCAGUUAAAGGAAUUCUAGGACCCUGAGCUUGACGAUUAUAUUUGA